GUGGACUCCAAGGCGAAACGAGACCAUCGCCCCCUCUUCCUCUCUCUCUCUCUCUCUCGUCGGAGUUAGAUGCGCGUGAGCUCGUAGGAGAGCCGGAGCGGGAACUACCUGGUGAGACUCCGGCGGCGGCGAUGGCGUCCAUCUCCGGCGCAGCGGCGCCGCCGUCGUCGGCGGCGUGCAGGCUCCGGCUGCGGCGGCAGCUCCUCCUCCGCCCUUCCCACCUCCGCCUCCGGGCGCCCCACUCCAUCGCGGACCUCUCCCGCUCGUCCUCGUCGCAGCAGCCUUCCCCUACUCCGGCUUCGCCGCUCGCAUCCAAGCCUGGGCAGAACGGCGGCCACGCCCGGGCCGCCGUGGAGAAGGACCCGAUCAAACUGUGGGAGCGGUACGUGGAGUGGCUGUACCAGCACAAGGAGCUCGGCCUGUUCGUGGACGUGAGCCGGAUGGGGUUCACGGAGGAGUUCCUGCAUCGGAUGGAGCCGCGGAUGCAGCAGGCCUUCACGGCGAUGCGGGAGCUCGAGAAGGGCGCCAUCGCCAACCCUGACGAGGGGCGCAUGGUUGGCCACUACUGGCUCCGCGACCCCGGCCUCGCCCCCAACUCCUUCCUCCGCACCAAGAUCGAGACCACCCUCGACCGCAUCCUCGCCUUCUCCCACGACAUAAUCUCCGGCAAGAUUAGGCCCCCGUCAUCUCCAGCUGGACGUUUUACCCAAGUACUCUCAAUAGGAAUUGGAGGAUCAGCUUUGGGGCCUCAAUUUGUUUCUGAGGCACUUGCACCUGACAACCCCCCACUGAAGAUAAGAUUUAUUGACAACACUGAUCCUGCUGGAAUCGACCAUCAAAUUGCUCAACUAGGACCGGAGCUUGCAUCUACUCUUGUAAUUGUAAUUUCUAAGAGUGGAGGCACACCUGAAACCCGGAAUGGUCUGCUAGAAGUACAAAAGGCCUUUCGGGAUGCUGGUCUAGAAUUCUCGAAACAGGGUGUUGCAAUUACUCAAGAAAAUUCUUUAUUAGACAAUACUGCCAGGAUAGAGGGAUGGUUAGCUAGAUUUCCCAUGUUUGACUGGGUUGGUGGAAGGACAUCAGAAAUGUCAGCUGUGGGUUUGCUUCCAGCUGCUUUGCAGGGUAUUGAUAUCAAAGAAAUGUUAGUUGGCGCGGCACUAAUGGACGAGGAAACCAGGAAUACUGUGGUUAAGGAAAAUCCAGCAGCCUUACUUGCAUUGUGCUGGUAUUGGGCAUCAGAAGGAAUAGGAAAUAAGGAUAUGGUUGUACUGCCUUACAAGGAUAGUUUGCUACUUUUGAGUAGAUAUUUGCAACAACUUGUUAUGGAAUCUCUUGGCAAAGAAUUUGACCUUGAUGGCAAUCGGGUUAAUCAAGGGCUAACAGUGUAUGGCAACAAAGGAAGCACAGAUCAGCAUGCCUACAUUCAGCAGCUGAGAGAAGGUGUACACAACUUCUUCGUUACUUUUAUCGAGGUUUUGCGUGACAGGCCUCCUGGUCAUGACUGGGAGCUUGAACCUGGAGUUACAUGUGGUGACUAUUUGUUCGGGAUGUUACAGGGGACCCGUUCUGCUCUCUAUGCUAAUGAGCGAGAAUCCAUCUCUGUUACUGUCCAAGAGGUUACUCCUAGGGCUGUUGGAGCACUGGUUGCACUCUAUGAACGUGCUGUGGGGAUAUAUGCUUCUCUAAUAAAUAUCAAUGCCUAUCAUCAGCCUGGUGUUGAGGCUGGGAAAAAGGCAGCAGGAGAAGUAUUGGCACUUCAGAAGAGGGUGCUGACUGUUCUGAAUGAGGCCAGCUGCAAGGAUCCCGCUGAGCCGUUGACGCUGGAUCAAAUAGCAGAGCGCUGCCAUUGCCCUGAAGAUAUUGAGAUGAUCUACAAAAUAAUUCAGCACAUGGCAGCCAAUGAUAGAGCGCUCAUAGCAGAAGGCAGCUGUGGUUCUCCUCGAAGCAUCAAGGUUUACCUCGGAGAAUGCAAUGUAGACGAGGAUAUGCUUGCUGCUUAGAGUUUCCGGUCUGGAUCUGUGUAAAAUUGGGUGGGCUUUGGAAUAAAAGGAACGAUACCGAUGGCUGGGCCAUGCAUUGUUCCAAUGAGCAAUUAGUUUUUUUUUAAUCGGUUGCAGAUGGCAUGACUGCCGCAACAUUGUACUUUUAGAGUAUAGAUUUUAUGUUGAAUUGCAGACAAAUAGCAGCGGGACGAACGUGUACCCCGCAUGAAUUACUUUGUUCCAAUUAAUGACUAUGUCAUCCCUUAUACUUUUUUGA
Molecule: messenger RNA, 2259 nt
Organism: Oryza brachyantha (malo sina)
Lineage: Eukaryota; Viridiplantae; Streptophyta; Magnoliopsida; Poales; Poaceae
Product: glucose-6-phosphate isomerase 1, chloroplastic-like
Exons: 14
Coding region: 132-2000 (622 amino acids)
Biological process (GO): glucose 6-phosphate metabolic process; glycolytic process; gluconeogenesis
Cellular component (GO): cytosol
Molecular function (GO): carbohydrate derivative binding; monosaccharide binding; glucose-6-phosphate isomerase activity
Source: RefSeq, a predicted model, not a curated record